AUGCACUGUGAUGUGCCUAAAAACAUUCAACUAGCACAAUCAAUUAUUGUUUUAAUGAACGUUGUUUCAGAUACUGCCUAUAAUUAUAACACUGAGGAACCCGUUGGCAAAGUGAUCAAUAAGUGGAUCGAAUCAGGAAAUAUUAAGAGAGAAGAAUUAUUUAUCACAACUAAGCUGCCAGUGUUCGGAAACAGACCUAACGAUGUAGAAAAAUACCUCAAAAUGUCACUAAGUCGAUUAAAUCUUAAUUACGUGGAUUUGUACCUUAUACACAUGCCUUUUAGCUUUCACAGUAAUAAAGAAAUGUCAGCGCCUUUAGUAAAUGAAGAUGGUUCAUUUAGCGUGGAUAACAAUAGUGAUCUUAUAGCCACAUGGAAGGAAAUGGAAAUCCAAGUCAAAAAUGGCUUGACCAAAGGUAUCGGUCUCUCAAACUCAAACCUAGAACAAGUAAAAAGAAUAUGCAGUGUAGCAGAGAUAAAACCAGUGGUAUUACAAGUUGAACUUCACGCAUAUUUACAGCAGAAGGAAUUGAGAGAUGCUUGUAAAGCGAUGAACAUAGCAGUAACAUCUUUUGCAACUCUAGGAAGUCCUGGAACAGAUCAACACUUUUCUAAAAAAUAUAAUCAUGCAAUUGAUAAUUAUCCGGAUAUUUUGGGGCUGCCGCUAGUCAAAAACCUGGCUCAAAAAUACAACAAAGCACCUGGUCAAAUUUUACUAAAACAUUUUAUUCAACAAGAUGUCUCUGUAAUCCCAAAAAGUAGAAAUCCUGAAAGAAUCAAAUCGAAUAUUGACCUCUUUGAUUUUGAAUUAUCACCAGAGGACCUUCAACAAUUAAAUGAGCUAGAUAAAGGGGAAGAUAGUAGAAUAUUUACUUUUAUUUUUUUCAAAGGAGUGGAAAAUCAUCCAGAAUAUCCAUUCAAGUAG
This is a messenger RNA of Diabrotica virgifera virgifera (western corn rootworm), 924 nucleotides long. Its product is annotated as aldo-keto reductase family 1 member A1-like. The transcript has 5 exons. Gene Ontology annotation, molecular function: aldose reductase (NADPH) activity. The coding region runs from base 1 to 924 and encodes 307 amino acids. The record is from RefSeq and is a predicted model, not a curated record. NCBI's taxonomy places the organism in Eukaryota, Metazoa, Arthropoda, Insecta, Coleoptera, Chrysomelidae. Gene Ontology annotation, cellular component: cytosol.